UAGGUUUUGAUCUGACAGUGAUGAGAUGAUCCUCACAAAGAAGAACAGAAAUAAAAUGAUCAUCACACUCAGACGUCUUUCUGAGAGCGUUGAGUGAAAAAGGAAGUGACUCUGAGCUGAAAGGGGAGGAGUGACGACAGAACACACAAUGCAGAUCACGUCUUCAGUGUCUUUGCUGACUUUCUCUCUGCUGAGAUCAGAACAGUUCAUAAGUGUAGGAGAGUCAGAGUGAGGAGCUUCUGGACCUUCUGGACCUUCAGGUAUCCGCUGUGUUUGAAGAGUGAUGCUGCCAUGUUUUCCCAGAGCUCAGCAAAUAUUACAGCAGCACUGAUCCUCAUUUUACUGGCAGGGUCGUUGGCUCAGCGUGUGAAGGUUCAGCCAGAGGUGGUUUCGUAUCCAGGUCAAGUUGUAACCCUGCAGUGCCAAUUUCCUGAUCCAGGCCAAACUCAGCUCACACAGGUGUCCUGGAUUUUUGAAACAGCUGCUGGCACCCGAACUAACAUUGCAGUGUUUCAUCCUGCGCAUGGAGUUCUUUACCCCAGGUCCCCGGUGACUGGCCGCGUGAGAUUUACAAGUGACCCACUUCAGCUGGAGAGUCCAACCAUUCAGAUCACGGAUAUUAAGAAGACUGAUGAGGGAAGGUACAUCUGUGAAUAUGCAACUUACCCCAGUGGAAAUGAGCAGGGUGUCACCAACCUCGCCAUACUAGCCAAGCCCUCAAACACCGCCUCCACAGUCACUGUACAGGCUGGCACAGCCUCGGUCAUUGUGGCCCGCUGCGAGUCGGUCAACGGGCGUCCGCCAGCCACCAUCUCCUGGGUGACUUCAGUGGGGGGCAACGGAACAACCCUGACAGAGAGAGAUAACCAGGACAACACGGUGACGGUGAAGAGCGAGUACUGGUUGGUGCCGACUCCUGCUGACAACGGCAGAGACAUCAGCUGUGAGGUGUCACACCGGAUGCUGACCAGCCCGGAGACUUUCCCCAUGAAGCUGGUGAUUGAAUAUCCUCCUCAGGUGCAGAUUGUGGGGUAUGACAGUAACUGGUAUUUAGGACGCACAAAUGCAGUGCUGACCUGCCAGACUCAGGGGAACCCUCCCCCCACCAUCACCUGGAGAACGACGUCGGGUCUGAUGCCGGAGACGGUGCAGGUGAAGGAGAACAAACUGACCGUGCUGAAAGUGGAUGAGACGGUGAGCACCACUUUCAUCUGUGAGGUCAGGAACAGCGUCGGCACAGGAACGGACCAGGUCAGCGUGACGGUCAGGGGUUCAGCUGGGCUGUGUAAGCAGUAUGCAGUUUGGGGAACUGUUGGCUUCCUUUCUGCUCUGCUUCUGUCUCUUAUUAACAUUAUUCUCUGCGUUCAGAGGAAGAGAGGAGCAGAGAGAGGAGCUGAUGUUCAGGCUCCAAAGUCUGGAGACGACACUUACUCAGCUCUGAACCCCAACACCACGUCCUCCGACUACGACACUCUGACUGUUGUCCGUCCUCACCCAGUGAUGAGAAGAGCUCCAGAGAACGAGAACUAACAGCUGUGUUCAUUUACUCUUCAUUCACCACUGUAGCUUCAGCUCUAAGGACAGAACAUUAAAGAGGCGUACGGAGGAUUUCUGAGGAUUAAAGAGCUUUUAGAGCUCAAAACACAUCAGAUGAUUCCUAAAGUCAGAGUGAUUCUCUCAGAUCAGUCAGAGGAGCUUCUGUUUAUGAAGGGUCUUUAUUCACUGUUGUGCUUUUAUACACCAUGAUGAUUCAGACACGGACCAGAAUCAGGCAGUUCUGAUCACUCAGUAUGAACAGAGUUAAGAUGAUUUGGAUCCUGUUUGAUUACAAAUGUCAGUGUGCACAAUCAGGUUUAUUUUUUUGCUAUUUUAUGUAUUUUCAUUAUUUCAGAUAGCUAGAAACGCUUGAUUAGUUCUGUUAUCUGUUAUAGUUGUGCUUUAUUUCUAAAGGCUGUGCUUCCAGUAACAGACUGCUAAUAAAGUUGUGAAGCAGGUUGUACCGUGACAGACCCAGUCAGACGCUUGUGGUAAAAUCCAAGAGAUGAAGCUUUAAUAGAAAAGGGAUUAGCAAGAACUGUCGUAGUACAGGCGUGGGUCAAAUCCAAAACAGAAAAAAGGCAAAACAGGGUAAACAUAACCAGAAGGGCAAAGACAAAAGGCAACGAACAGAAAUCCAGAAAAAGAGUCCAAUACACAAAAAGGGCAACUGAUAACACAAUGGAAACACCCAGUAUUUAUAUAGGAGAACCAAUACAUUGCAGCUAUACUACGCUAAAGCCCUGGCUUAUAUACUAAACCAGGAAGGUCAUAUGACAGGUAACACAGGCGGAACAGAUCAGAAUUCAGGAUAGUUGGAUCAAUGAUUGGUUGGACGUGAGGUUGAACAGUCACAUAAUCUCCCAAGGGAUUGUGGGAAAUGUAGUCCCUGUGCGAGUCGAGGCCAGAAGAAUGCAUGACACAGGUUUUGUUUACAUUUUUAAUGAACAGUGAACAGAUGAGAGACUUCUGGAUGGACCUGCUGGCUGUUUUCAUCACUGCUUUCCAUCAGCUUCCUUAUGUCAGUUUUUUCCAGUUUGUGUAUAGUCAGCUGUAAACUGAUAAAUAUGGCACUUUGUAAAUCAUACAUUGAGAAAGACAAAAAAAAUGCAAAAAUAUGUAACACUUAUGAAACUAAUUUGGUGAAUAUUAAGUUGAAUCAGUUGAAUAUUAAACAUGUUAUUGCCUAU
This is a messenger RNA of Colossoma macropomum (tambaqui), 2726 nucleotides long. RefSeq names its product nectin-2-like. NCBI's taxonomy places the organism in Eukaryota, Metazoa, Chordata, Actinopteri, Characiformes, Serrasalmidae. The record is from RefSeq and is a predicted model, not a curated record. The transcript is spliced from 10 exons. The coding region runs from base 292 to 1530 and encodes 412 amino acids.